This is a messenger RNA of Pestalotiopsis fici W106-1, 1302 nucleotides long. RefSeq lists its product as uncharacterized. The coding region runs from base 1 to 1302 and encodes 433 amino acids. Gene Ontology annotation, biological process: protein deglycosylation; protein quality control for misfolded or incompletely synthesized proteins; glycoprotein catabolic process. The record is from RefSeq and is a predicted model, not a curated record. Lineage: Eukaryota; Fungi; Ascomycota; Sordariomycetes; Amphisphaeriales; Sporocadaceae. Gene Ontology annotation, molecular function: carbohydrate binding; peptide-N4-(N-acetyl-beta-glucosaminyl)asparagine amidase activity. Gene Ontology annotation, cellular component: cytosol; nucleus. The transcript has a single exon.
AUGAGGAUCAUUUCAAUUUUGUCGUGGGCCGGUGCUGCUACAUCAUAUGCUGUAAGGAACGCUGUGAGGAUCAAGAGUCAACGUGUUCAGCUGCCAGACUAUCACAAGAACGCGGGGGUUCUUCGAUAUGUUAAUCCACUCAUUGGCACGAAUGGCGCAAAUCCCGAUAACAACGGGGGCAUGAUCCCAUCAGUCUCGAUUCCCUUUGGGAUGACGAGAUGGACACCUCAAACAAGGGGGAACUUCAUCUCACAAGUUCCAUGUCAUGACACUGACCAAUAUAUUCACGGAUUCCAAGCUACGCACCAACCAGCCAUAUGGAUGGGAGAGCAAGGCCAGGUAGUAUUGACGCCGGGGUGGAGCCAGGAAAUCAAGGCGCUAUUCCAGGAACGCGGUCUGGCAUUCAGGAAAGAGGAUGAAGUCAGCACACCAUAUGUCUACGAGGUCCUCCUCAAUGCCGAUACACAGGGCGAACAUGGAUGGAACCUUACAGAAGAGGCCGCUGGAGGGGGUCCCGUGCCUGGUGGAGCGGGUAGUGCACCGCUUGCUGUGAUUGUAGGCGCGAAUGGUCGCAUCAGGAGGUCCAAAAGAGAGCCCAAUGCCCGGGAUCGGACAAUAAGAGCUGCCAUGGGUGCAACGGCGCACGUGGGCUUUCUCCGAUUUGACUUCGAGGAUGCUUUCGGGUCUGAAGGCCUUUCCACGGAGCCAUACAUCCAUGUACAAGCAUCACAUAUGGGCUGGAACGGGGAUAUUCGCAUUGAUCCUGGCAGGAGUGAAAUAUCUGGUAGCAAUACCGAACGACAGGAUUACAAGUUAGGACCUAAUCGAUCGGUCUCCUUUAAGGGGUUUUUCAUUUCUCGAUUUUCUAUCCCAUUCAGUUCAUUUGGAACAACAAACGGAGGGAAUGUUACAGGAAAUUCUGCUCACAUAUCUGGAGGAUUCUCCGGUGGUUAUGUCAAGUUUCCCGCGAACACCACGAGAGUUGAAGUCCGAACAGCAGUCUCAUUUGUGAGUGUAGAACAAGCAAGGAAGAACCUUGAGUUUGAAGUACCUGACGACAUGUCAUUUGAGGAUAUGAUUGAGUCGACGAAGCACACUUGGCUUGACAAGUUGGGAAGAGUCACAAUCGAAGGGGUCAACUCCACGGACAAGGAGCAUGACCCAAGGACUAUCUGGUACACGGGAUUAUACCACGCCUUACAAUACCCAAACGACUUUUCGGAGCCUCUGAGCGAUGAAACAGGGUCCGCCAAAGUAUAUUAUAAUGGCUAUGCUGACAGUGUGCACAAGUCAAAUGAGUAA